Mustela erminea (ermine) is the source of this 5497-nucleotide messenger RNA. RefSeq names its product fibronectin leucine rich transmembrane protein 1 (gene FLRT1). NCBI's taxonomy places the organism in Eukaryota, Metazoa, Chordata, Mammalia, Carnivora, Mustelidae. The transcript is spliced from 2 exons. The record is from RefSeq and is a predicted model, not a curated record. Bases 415 to 2439 code for a protein of 674 amino acids. Gene Ontology annotation, molecular function: protein binding.
GCGAGGGGAGAGGCGGCCGCACAGCCUGGUUCCCCGCGCCCUGCUCGCCGCCGCCACUCGCGCAAGCACCGUUGCCGGCCCUCGCCCCGCCGAGCGCACCCACCCGGGCACACGCACCCCGGCCGCCGGGCGCACCUCGCGCACGCCCCCCGCGGCUCCGCCGGGCGCCCGAGCUGGGCAGAUGCGCCGCCGCGCGCCCCCCGCCCCGGGCCCGCCACCGCGCUCCGCCGCGCGCCGGGGGCUCCUCUCGCGGGCCCCCCUGGGCGCCCUCCGGCUCGGGUUCCCGCCCGCUCCUUGGAAUAACCCCUGAGGCUUCAGCCGUCGCCGCAAAGUUUCCCGAGGAGACCCGCCUCCCCGGCCGCUGCGCAGGUGUUGAGGCUGAUCAGGCGGGGCCGGCGCCCCCAGCCAUCCACCAUGGUGGUGGCACCACCCACCGCCACCGCCACCACCACACCCGCUGCCACCGUCACGGCCACCGUCGUGAUGACCACGGCCACCAUGGACCUGCGGGACUGGCUUUUCCUCUGCUAUGGACUCAUCGCCUUCCUGACGGAGGUCAUCGACAGCACCACCUGCCCCUCCGUGUGCCGCUGUGACAACGGCUUCAUCUACUGCAACGACCGGGGCCUCACCUCCAUCCCCACCGACAUCCCCGACGAUGCCACCACCCUCUACCUGCAGAACAACCAGAUCAACAACGCCGGCAUCCCCCAGGACCUCAAGACCAAGGUCAGCGUGCAGGUCAUCUACCUGUACGAGAACGACCUGGACGAGUUCCCCAUCAACCUGCCGCGCUCGCUGCGGGAGCUGCACCUGCAGGACAACAACGUGCGCGCCAUCGCCCGGGACUCCCUGGCCCGCCUCCCGCUGCUGGAGAAGCUGCACCUGGACGACAACUCCGUGUCCACCGUCAGCAUCGAGGAGGACGCCUUCGCCGACAGCAAGCGGCUCAAGCUGCUGUUCCUGAGCCGGAACCACCUGAGCAGCAUCCCCUCAGGGCUGCCCCGCACGCUGGAGGAGCUGCGGCUGGACGACAACCGGAUCUCCACCAUCCCGCUGCACGCCUUCAAGGGCCUCCACAGCCUCCGGCGCCUGGUGCUCGACGGCAACCUGCUGGCCAACCAGCGCAUCGCCGACGACACCUUCAGCCGCCUGCAGAACCUCACCGAGCUGUCGCUGGUGCGCAACUCCCUGGCUGCCCCGCCGCUCAGCCUGCCCAGCGCGCACCUGCAGAAACUGUACCUCCAGGACAACGCCAUCAGCCACAUCCCCUCCAACGCGCUGGCCAAGAUGCACCAACUCGAGCGCCUGGACCUGUCCAACAACAACCUCACCACGCUGCCCCGCGGCCUCUUCGACGACCUGGAGAGCCUGGCCCAGCUGCUGCUGCGGAACAACCCCUGGUUCUGCGGCUGUAACCUCCUGUGGCUGCGGGACUGGGUGAAGGCGCGGGCGGCCGUGGUCAACGUGCGGGGCCUCAUGUGCCAGGGCCCCGAGAAGGUCCGGGGCAUGGCCAUCAAGGACAUCACCAGUGAGAUGGACGAGUGCUUCGAGACGGGGCCCCAGGGAGGCGCGGCCAACGCGGCUGCCAAGACCACGGCCAGCGACCGCGCCUCGGCCACCACACCCCAGGGCUCCCUCUUCACCCUCAAGGCCAAGAGGCCAGGGCUGCGCCUCCCCGACUCCAACCUUGACUACCCCGUGGCCACGGGUGAGGGCGCCAAGACCCUGGUCAUCCACGUGAAGCCCCUGACGGCGGACUCCAUCCGUAUCACGUGGAAGGCCACGCUCCCCGCCUCCUCCUUCCGGCUCAGCUGGCUACGCCUGGGCCACAGCCCCGCCGUGGGCUCCAUCACGGAGACCCUGGUGCAGGGGGACAAGACAGAGUAUCUGCUGACGGCGCUGGAGCCCAAGUCCACCUAUGUCAUCUGCCUGGUCACCAUGGAGACCGGCAACACCUACGUGGCCGACGAGACGCCGGUGUGCGCCAAGGCCGAGACGGCAGACAGCUACGGCCCCACCACCACGCUCAACCAGGAGCAGAACGCUGACCCCAUGGCGGGCCUGCCCCUGGCGGGCAUCAUCGGCGGGGCCGUGGCCCUAGUCUUCCUCUUCCUGGUCCUGGGGGCCAUCUGCUGGUACGUGCACCGGGCCGGGGAGCUGCUGACCCGGGACCGGGCCUACAAUCGGGGCAGCCGCAAAAAGGACGACUAUAUGGAGUCCGGGACCAAGAAGGAUAACUCCAUCCUGGAAAUCCGCGGCCCCGGGCUGCAGAUGUUGCCCAUUAACCCUUACCGCGCCAAAGAGGAGUACGUGGUCCACACCAUCUUCCCCUCCAACGGCAGCAGCCUCUGCAAAGCCACGCACACCAUCGGUUACGGCACCACCCGGGGCUACCGGGACGGCGGCAUCCCCGACGUAGAGUACACCUACACAUGAUGCCUGCCGCGCCGCCGGCCGCCUCCGCCCCAGCUCCCGCCGCCUCCUGGCCUGGCCACGGCGCGGCUCCGCCCGGCCCGCUGCCAUCCCAUAGAGCAAGGAGAAGGAAUGCCAUGAUGACUUUCCUAGCAGAAAGCAAAGUUUGGGAAGGGUAGACACUUUUGUAGAACACAACAGCAGAAACAAGAUCUCUCUCUCUCUUUUUUUUUUUUUAAAGAAUAGAAGGCAGGAGGGGGAUUUGAUGUUGCUGAAGACAUAAUUUAUACCAAAUUAUGCCUGUUGGGGAGGGAAGGACUAAAAAUAAUAUUGCAGGAAGGGUUGGGUCAGGGUUUUUCGUUUUUUUGUUUUUUCCUGAACUGGAAAGCUACUACCUGUACAGCGUCUGUGUACGCCUCAUGCUCUGUUCAAGGCCGUCACAAAAGAACCGUCAGAGGGAACAGCCAACACGCAAAGCCCCCACACAGCUCUCGCUGCCGGCUGCUUGUGGGUGACAACGACAUGACGGAAGGUUUUCAGGCUCCUCACAAAAGAGAGGGGGAAGAAAAGAUCUUUUUGCUACGGAGAUAUUGUCCUGAAACCUCUUCCCUGGCUCUUUCCGUAUGAUUUCCCUUACAGAUUUGCAGAAAGAUCACGUCUUUCAGUGCAUUCUCUGAACAAUGGUGUAGUCAAUUAAAAAGCAAACUUUCUUUUUCCUAUACCGAAGCCCUCUUCAGUUCCGUGCACCACGCUCCGUGGAUGGCCCCCGGGGAAGCUGUGGCUUCCCAGCCACGCAGACGUGCGGCUAUCUACCUGUCGAUCUCUCUGUCAUGUCUCUCGGUACAGAUGGGUAGAUAGAGCCCCAUUUACGGUCCUUACUACUGCUUGGGUCAGUUCGUACAGUUUCCUGAGACAAUAGAGUCAUGAAAAUGUUGCUCUCUCCUAGAAAUCAUUGAGUAAGUAGACAAAGCGUGUUGGGGGUGGGAGUGGGGAGGGGGGACAAUGCUGUUCCUAAAGGCGGAGGUGUAUCUGUCCUGGUUGGGUGGCCAGGGAGACCCCGGGCAAGGGGUGCCCGCGGUUCAACCCUAUCUCAGGUCGGCGAGACCUGGGCCGCGCUCUUUUCUGGUACAGACAAAAGCGUUCUUUGACGGCCAGUGUCCUCGUCUCUCUCCCCACUGUCCACCCACCCCCAACACACAGACGCAGUCACCUCGACAGUGACUUUCUCUUUCCUCUGUGCCAUAUGCUUCCUCCUGGGACAGGUAAUUGGCGCAGGGACUUUUUUUUUUUUUUUUAUCCAGCUGAUUAGACCUAAUGGUUUCCAUGGCUGCUCAAACAAAGCCCAGAAAAAGACAUGAACGUUCUCCGAAGAGCCCCGGGAGACAGCAGCCCCCCGAACGCAGAGCCUCAGCCGUACCCACCCCCGGCACUCUGCUCUGGAGAGGGAAGACCAGACCUCCAGAAAUACCAGCUCCAAAAGGGUACUGACCAGGGCCCUCGGAAGAAUUCAGGUUUUAUUUCCUAGCCCCCCACCCCAGAACUGGGUUACCAUCACUCAUCAGCGGGCGGUGUGGUUUGGUGAGCCAUGAGAUUGAAAUGAUAAUGGAGAGAAGGGAGGCAUGGUGCCCAGGGUUCUGCAGUCUCCUGCGCCCUGGCCCUUGGGGAGCUUGGGCCACCACCUGUCAAAGUGCGCCCAGGUGCUGUGCCAGGGAAGAGCCACAUCAGAUGGGAGACACCGGCCCGAGGGCAGGGGAGGUCGAGGAGGUGUCCAGCUCUGGCAGAAAGAGGAUGCUGUCCAGACAGGCCCGAGGGCUGGCCACUCACUGGUCAUGGAAAGAUGUGACUGGUCCCUUCAGGGAAGAGGCAGGGGUUGAAAGGAAUGGCCGGAGAGCUGUGUGAGCAGGGUGGGGGGGAGGCGUGGCCCUCGCCCACCAGGCGGGAGGGAGGGUCUCGCCCCGCAACAGGGAGGCCGGCUCCCCAGCCCCAGGGAGAGGCGCAGGGCCGGGACACACUCCGCUCGAAACUAAGUCUUUCCCCUCCCCUUUGGUCCACUUGAAUCAUUUUCUCAUACAAUGAGAUCAGGAGAGAGAUUUUUCCAAGCCUUAAUUUCAUGUCUGUGUGAAGGUCGCCCUCCCUUUGGCUUCAAGCGCCCGACACAGGCCAGUUCUGGCAGCUAGGGGAGGAGUAGAGAGGGUAUGUGAGGACUUGGGGCACUGGCUCAGGAAGAGGGGAAGGGACAGAAGCCUGAGGUCCCUGCUGUUUCUGAAGUGAGGUCUCCUCCCUCACGGCACCACCCAUGCCUUCUACCGAUGUCCCAGGCCUUGGCCUCCUCACGGCCAAGUCCCCGCUGCUAACAUGCUUGGGUCCCCAAUCUUACUCCCCUUUCCCCUUGAACACACCAGGAGGAGGUCAAAUUAUCCCCUUAGAGGUUAGGAAGGCAUUUGGGGGACAAUAGGUGAACCUGGAGUCAGCCAGUGAGGUCAGAAAGGCCUGCAGGCCUGGGUGGUCAGCUUCCUUCCCUACAAUACAGAUCAGGCCAGGCCCACCUGUGGUGAGGUCACUGGGGUCUCCCGCUCCCCGGGGGCUCAGACAGGGGCUCACCAAGGGCUCGCUGCAGGCGUCCUCCUGCCUGUAGGUGCUGAGGAUGGAGACUCACCAUCCAGGCCCUGGGGUCUGCUCUCAAUUUUCCUCUGCUCAACAUCAGACAUCCACACGGAGGUCUUUCUGAGAGCAAGCCCCCGAAUGUCUGCUGCCUCACAGCCCCCCAAGCCAAGGAGUGGGCCUGAAGUCGGGUCCACGCUGAACCCCUGUCCCCUCCUGGUCCAACUGCUCUGAGUGCCCUCAUAAGGAGAGAGAUGCCGCAGAGCUAUCCAGCCUCCCCAGCCCCCGGCAGCAUGUGAGGACACAGGGCUGGUGGAGAUAAGCCCAGGGCCCAGGCUACCUACUGCUGCUGUCUAGAAUGCCCCUUCCAUGGGCGGCCGACCUGACCUUUACAGCCUCUAACUAGCCAGAACAACCUCGUUGGCCUCAGCGUCGACGAGUGUUUUCUGUGGCAUUUAUAGCAGGUUUUAAGUUUAAAAAA